Paramecium sonneborni is the source of this 674-nucleotide messenger RNA. The record is from the annotation of a GenBank genome assembly. Lineage: Eukaryota; Ciliophora; Oligohymenophorea; Peniculida; Parameciidae.
AUGAGAAACUAAUAUCUCUAUAAAUUAAAGUAUUUCAUCUGCUUAUACUGCUCCCGAAAAUUCAAAGAUAGUUAUAAUGAAAAAGUCGAUCUUUUUAGUGUUGGAUCUAUUAUUCAUUUUUAUGCAUUUAAUCUAUAUGUUCUUUAAAUUGUAGAUACUUUUCAUUAUGCUAGAGAGUCACAACUAGAGAUCUAUUUCCUGGAAAAACAUCAGAUGAAAUCUUAAGAAUGAAUAAAAUAUACAAUAUAGACUUUAAAAUUCUAUAAUUGUAUAAACUAACACCAGAAGAAACAGAUCUUUUGAUAAAUCUUCUUGAAAUUGAUCCAGAAAAAAGAAUUAGUGUAGAAGCAGCUUUAUCUCAUCCUUACUUUUAAUGUGACAUGAUUAAUAAUAAAUGGCUAUAAAGAAACCAAGAUAAAGACCUUCAAUGGAAAAGAAGCAAUUAUCUUCUUUAAAAAGAAAUAAGUGAAAUAGAAAAGCAUCCUGAAAAAUUUUCAGUAGACCAAAAAUCUCCUAGUAUUAAAGUAUUGAAAAAGGAUUCUUAAAUCUAACUGUCUCAAAAAGUAAGAAAAAGUUCUAAAUUAAAAAAAAGUGUAACCUAAGAAUAUACCCAAUUAACUUUCAGCAAGUCUAAAUUUUAGGCUAGAAAUUCUGUUCAUUAGACAAUCGUUUGA